This is a messenger RNA of Morchella sextelata, 591 nucleotides long. RefSeq lists its product as uncharacterized. The record is from RefSeq and is a predicted model, not a curated record. Bases 1 to 591 code for a protein of 196 amino acids. Lineage: Eukaryota; Fungi; Ascomycota; Pezizomycetes; Pezizales; Morchellaceae. The transcript is spliced from 6 exons.
AUGUCGCUCCACCAAUCCUCCAAGGAUAGCUCGGCUGACGAAACUACUGCUAUGACUGGCGCAGGGUCUAGAGAAGUACCAAACUAUGCGAGUACGUCGACAACAGAGAGCAUGAGCAGGAAAAGGGAUAAACACUCUGGUCGAGAUACACCGGAGCCGGAGAAGAGGGGUUGGUUCUGGAGGUUGAGAGCUGUUGAGUUGGAAAAUGAGGGCUCUACCGCGAGGGAUCAUCUAGCUCUGGAACGGACCUUCCUGGCGUGGUUAAGGACAUCCCUUGCGUUUGCGUCAAUAGGCGUAGGGAUAUCACAACUAUUUCGCCUCAAUGCUGCUGUACAGUCCUCCGAUCUUUCUGAGGGCAUAAUAACACUUCGCCACCUGGGCAAGCCUCUUGGCAUAACCUUUCUUGCAACAGCAAUAGCCGUGCUCUUGAUCGGUGUCCAUAGAUACUUUGAAUCGCAGGGUUGGCUGUUGAGGGGGAAGUUUCCGGCGAGCAGGGGAAGUGUGUACUUCUUGACUGGGAUUGUGGCUUUGCUCAUAACCGUAACUCUGGUUGUCGUAUUGAUAGUUCAACCUUCAAACGCUGAAAAGUAG